UCAUACCAUUACCAGCAGCCCACUUGAGGUGACAAGUUUUAUUUGUAGCUAUUGAUACAAACAAUACAGGAUUGAAUUUAGAUUCCGAUCUUGAUAGAGAAAGGAAGGAGUUCGAGCAAGAAAGAACGGGGCGACCUGAGAUUCAAAAACACGAUAGUAAUCAUGACAAAAAUAUCAAACAUGAUCGUCUUUAUGGCAUUAGUAGUUGCUGCUACUAUGUUACAAAGCUCGUCGGGACAAGCUACACAUGUAGUUGGUGAUGCCUUGGGAUGGCUUGUACCGCCUGGUGGGGAAGUAGCGUAUCGGACUUGGGCAGCAUCCAGAACAUUCGUCGUCGGAGACAUACUUACGUUUAACUUCACCACAAGACAGCACGAUGUAGCCGAGGUGAAUAGGGCCGGUUUUGAUUCAUGCAAUGGCACGAGACCCAUCUCCAUGUCUACCAAUGGCCCAACAAACAUUACUUUGAGAUCUGCCGGGGAACAUUUCUUCAUUUGCACUUUUACAAGUCAUUGUGACUUUGGUCAGAAGUUAGCCAUCAAUGUCUCCGCUUCUUCAGCGGCUCCAACACCACAACCUACAACUCCACCACCAGCAACGACCCCUUCACCGAUAGCUACGCCCGCGGCUGCACCAUCCCCUUCUAGACCACCAACGACUUAUACCGUUGGAGAUAACCUUGGCUGGGUUGUCCCCCCUGGUGGUCCAAUCGCAUAUGAAACAUGGGCUAGAGGCAAGACAUUCAUGGUCGGAGACAUUCUAGUUUUUAACUUCAACAAUGGAGCACAUAAUGUAGCUGAGAUGAGGGAGGCAAGUUUUGACUCGUGCAACCGCUCGGCUGCCACCAACACCAUCACCACCAGCCCAGCUAGAAUCACCCUCACCACAGCCGGCGAACAUUUCUACAUUUGCACCUUCCCUCAGCACUGUUCAUUAGGCCAAAAGCUAGCCAUCAACGUCACGGGAGCCAACUCCGCCACACCUCCUUCAAGCUCGGCCCCUACACCUUCCUCCACCACCACCCCACCACCUAGCGCCACCACUCCUCCACCCAGUUCGGACAGUCCUACCACUCCCGGUAUUUCUACGUCACCAUCUCCUUUCAACGCUCCUCCUCCACCAGACAGCGCAGCGCCACCAUCUUUCCGUGUUGCAGCCUUGCCAUUCGCUUUGUUGUCCAUUGCCUUGGCUUUCUUGUAUUGAAUUAUAGUUGUACACAAUUUUGUGUGAUUCAUUUUUAUAUGAUUUUUACAUUAUUCUGGUUGUAUUGUACUGUUAUAUUAUCAUACUAAUAAAGAGAUUUUUGUAUUUCAUUUGUAA
Olea europaea var. sylvestris is the source of this 1320-nucleotide messenger RNA. Its product is annotated as blue copper protein-like. The coding region runs from base 163 to 1203 and encodes 346 amino acids. NCBI's taxonomy places the organism in Eukaryota, Viridiplantae, Streptophyta, Magnoliopsida, Lamiales, Oleaceae. The transcript is spliced from 3 exons. Gene Ontology annotation, cellular component: plasma membrane. The record is from RefSeq and is a predicted model, not a curated record. Gene Ontology annotation, molecular function: electron transfer activity.